Molecule: messenger RNA, 1489 nt
Organism: Venturia canescens
Lineage: Eukaryota; Metazoa; Arthropoda; Insecta; Hymenoptera; Ichneumonidae
Product: cell division cycle 7-related protein kinase-like
Exons: 8
Coding region: 141-1319 (392 amino acids)
Biological process (GO): protein phosphorylation; mitotic DNA damage checkpoint signaling
Cellular component (GO): nucleus
Molecular function (GO): protein serine/threonine kinase activity; ATP binding
Source: RefSeq, a predicted model, not a curated record
AAUCUGGCGCCAAUUUCCGAAGUGUCAUUAAGAAGAGGACGAAAACUUUGGUUAGUUUUCACAUUAACAUUGUUCAGUAACUGCGUUGUUCGGAGGGCAUUAGAAAAAAAAAUGUGUUGCAGUUAACAAAUAAUUGAGCAAUGAACUCCAUAGAAAGCAUGAAAGAGUCGGAAAAAGAAGGUCCAGAUAAGGAAAAAAUUGCCUCUCUCGUGAACAGCUUGCCGAUACUGAAUGAUCUUUUCGAUAUACAUUAUAAAGUCGGUGAGGGAACUUUCAGCUCAGUUUUUCUGGCGACUCUCAAAUUACCCGGUGAGAAAAAAAAAUUUGCCAUCAAGUAUCUCACUGCCACAUAUCCACCAAGCAGAUUGGAAAGAGAACUGCAAUGCUUACAGGAAAUUGGGGGUGCAGACAAUGUUGUGGGUGUCGAGUUAUGUUUAAGGAAUGCAGGAUCUGUUGCCAUUGUCAUGCCCUACAUGAGGCAUGAUAAGUUUUCUGAGUACGUUAAAGACAUGAGUGUCAUUGAGCUCAAACGUUACAUGCGAGGCUUGAUGAUAGCUGUUAGAAAAGUUCACAAAUUCAACAUUAUUCAUAGAGAUGUGAAGCCGAGUAAUUUUUUAUAUGAUCGAAUACGGGGUAAAUAUCUGUUGGUUGAUUUUGGAUUAGCCCAGGAAUACAAGCCUCACGUGGAGCAAUCGGAUGAUGCAAAAUCUCAGCUUCCUGAUACUCAGUCAACUAAAAGAAAACGAGGUGACGAGAACAGUGUCAAAUCUUCUCUGUCCGAAUCGAAAAAAUUAGUGGAAGAGAAAUGCUACUGUUUUGGUAAACCACGAAUUUGUUCAUUGUGUCUAUUACGACCUGGACAAACAGCACCGAGAGCUGGAACUCCAGGCUACAGGGCACCCGAGAUUUUACUCAAGUAUCCUUACCAAACACCAGCAAUCGACAUUUGGGCAUGCGGAAUAAUAAUGCUGUGCAUUUUAAGCGGUACUCAACCAUUUUUUUACUGCCCUGACGACUGUACAGCGUUGGCCGAAAUAACGACGAUUUUUGGUUCCACGAGAAUGACGCAAUGCGCUCGAAAAUUAGGAAAGAAGCUUAUAUUUAGUGAAACUUUACCGAGCAUUGAUUUGCCGAGCCUUUGUCAAAAAUUGCAAGUGAGAAACAGAGGUUCCAAUACCCUGAGUGAGCUCGAAAAGGAACAAUUGAAGCACAAAUAUCCACCAGAAGCGUAUUGUUUGUUGAUAAGAUUGCUGGAUAUUGACCACAAGACUCGAAUAACGGCGGAUCAAGCUCUGAAUCACCCUUUCCUUAAGCUGUGACGAAAUGUUGGAGUAUCUUACAUUGUCAUUGUAAUCUCUCUCGUGGAGAGAAAAAAACCAGUCAAUUGAUAACAAAUAAAUAAUAUAUUUUGUAUAGGUUGAUCUAUAGUACGAAGUACAAUAUUCUCUAUGUACAAUACUGUAAUAAAAAUAAUAGAGAGGACCAAAAA